Messenger RNA from Gloeophyllum trabeum ATCC 11539, 529 nucleotides. RefSeq lists its product as uncharacterized. The record is from RefSeq and is a predicted model, not a curated record. Lineage: Eukaryota; Fungi; Basidiomycota; Agaricomycetes; Gloeophyllales; Gloeophyllaceae. The coding region runs from base 25 to 480 and encodes 151 amino acids. The transcript is spliced from 3 exons.
AUACAGGCGAGUUCCUCUACUUUCAUGCUGGUCCUCUCGGCUUUGCACGAUGUGCUCACGCAGGUGCUGUCCUUGCCUGAGCUGCAUACAGCGGUGCUCUUGACGCCGUCUGGGCAAUUGAUAUCUUAUGCGAGUGAUCCUUCGAGCGCGAAAGACCAUGUGCGGGUCGUGGUGGGCCUGAGCGGUGAGGUAUGGCAGGAAACGCAGGGGGUUAGUAUGGUCGAUACCGAGGUUGGGCGUAUACUGGUCAUGCCAGUAGAGAAGACAUCUGAGGCAACCCCGCAACCUCGGACGGAUUCAGAGGCUCCCGAACCAUUAAUGCUCAUCGCAUUGAACGCCGUGAGCUCUGUAGAUUGGCAGGACUUGCAGGAUACGGGUAGGGAACUGGCGAACCACCUGGCAGGCCCCAUCAACAAGUACCGCAGUCGUCUGUUGGCGUCAGCUGUUUCGCCGACUGCAUCUCAACAACCACGUCGAUGAUCCAGCUGAGAGUGUGUUAUACCUGGAUUAUCAACAUCAUGUCGCGGCG